CUUGCCACUAUUAUAAAGUCCAAAACUCCUAUAUAUACUCAAUCCCACCACACUUGAUUCCAUAUCAGUCUCACGAUUCUCACCAAAUCAAAUCCGAUACUCAAAACUGAAUUAACCACCUUCCACAAAACAAAACAAAAAUGGAUAUCACAUCAUACUCUAAAUACUCUACGAUCUCAAUGCUAUCUAUAUUCAGCUUAUUAUUCUUCCUCCAUGGAGCUCAGGGAGACGACGGAGGUUGGCAAGGUGCUCACGCCACAUUCUACGGUGGCGGCGAUGCUUCCGGCACCAUGGGUGGAGCUUGUGGCUAUGGAAAUCUGUAUAGCCAAGGUUACGGGACGAACACGGCGGCUCUAAGUACUGCUCUGUUCAACAACGGACUCACGUGCGGCGCGUGCUACGAGAUGAAGUGCAACGAUGACCCGAGAUGGUGUCUCGGUUCCACUAUCACCGUCACAGCUACUAACUUUUGCCCACCGAACCCUGGCCUCUCCAACGAUAAUGGUGGAUGGUGCAACCCUCCUCUUCAGCAUUUCGACCUCGCCGAGCCAGCUUUUCUCCAAAUCGCUCAGUACCGAGCAGGCAUUGUCCCCGUCUCUUUUCGAAGAGUACCGUGUAUGAAGAAAGGAGGGAUAAGGUUCACGAUAAACGGACAUUCAUACUUCAACCUGGUUCUGAUCUCGAACGUAGGAGGAGCAGGAGACGUCCACGCCGUCUCGAUCAGAGGCUCAAAAUCAGGGUCAUGGCAAGCAAUGUCAAGGAACUGGGGACAGAACUGGCAAAGCAACUCUUACCUCAACGACCAAAGCCUCUCCUUCCAGGUCACCACCAGCGAUGGUCGCACCGUCGUUAGCAAUGACGUGGCUCCUUCUAAUUGGCAGUUCGGACAAACCUUCCAAGGCGUGAUGAUGGUGAGUGACGGCAAAGAAGUUGCGUUCAAGUUAUCUGAUUCAUGCGUUCUUAAGAUCGUUCAAGGCGACAUCACCAAUUGGUCUGUCGAUGGCUCCGCCGAUGCUAUUGCUAAUCCAGCAAACGAGCGCAUGUUAGGCGGUAAUGGUGCAGAUGGAGCCAUUCAUGACGCUGCUGGGGCCCAGCUGAGAGCAGCAUGUUAUCAAGUCCCCGAAGUUCUUCCCGGAGUCCGUUGUCCCACCGGAGAAGCAAGAAUCACGCCGGGUUUCAACUUGUCUGCGUCUCAUGUGAUUCACACGGUCGGGCCCAUUCAUAAUGCCGAAAAGAAUCCUAAGAAACUCCUACAAAGUGCUUACAGAAACAGUCUGAGAGUAGCUAAGGAAAACAACAUUCGGCACAUUGCAUUUACUGCAAUAUCUUGUGGUAUUUUCAGGUAUCCUUUGGAUGAAGCUGCUUCUAUAGCUAUCUCCACGGUUAAGGAGUUUGGUAAAGACUUUAAAGAGGUCCAUUUUGUUAUGUUCAGCGAUGAUACGUACACAAUGUGGGUGAACAAGGCAAAGGAUUUGCUACCUCCACCACAAGGCCGAAACUUAUCCCUCUCGGAGAAAACCAUCAAAACAGCAUUCUUCAAGAAUUUGAUGAGGAGGACUCAAAUGAGACGACUAUGGUUGACCUGUGCGGUGGGAAGCUUGAGUCUCCUCCCUAGAUUACACUCGAGCUCGAUCCUUCGACCACCUUCUGCUUCGCCGGGAGCUACUCUGAUCUCCGCCACUUUCGCCGUCAAAACUUUCCACACUGCCGCGUUACAGUUUCGCAGCGAACUGUCUUCGUCUAUUCUCUCUUCCCGAGUGGUUUCUGUCUCAUCCAUGGCUUCUGGAGACGAAGAAGCUGUUUUCAAUUUGUCUGAUUCUAGUCUCCUUAAGAUCCUUAAAGGCGACAUCACCAAAUGGUCCGUCGAUGCAUCUUCCGAUGCUAUUGUGAAUCCAGCAAAUGAGCGAAUGCUAGGUGGUGGUGGUGCCGAUGGAGCAAUACAUAGAGCUGCUGGGCCACAGCUCAGAGCAGCGUGCUAUGAGGUUCCUGAAGUUCGUCCUGGAGUCCGUUGUCCCAUCGGUGAAGCGAGAAUUACUCCGGGUUUCAACUUGCCUGCAUCCCGAGUGAUUCACACUGUUGGACCAAUCUAUGACUCAGAUGUGAACCCUAAAGAAUCCCUCACAAAGUCUUACAGAAAUAGUCUGAGAGUGGCAAAGGAAAACAACAUCAAGUACAUUGCUUUUCCUGCCAUAUCUUGUGGGAUUUACGGAUAUCCUUUUGAUGAAGCUGCUGUGAUCGGUAUAUCAACGAUCAAAGAGUUCUCCAGUGACUUUAAAGAGGUGCAUUUUGUUUUGUUCGCGGACGAUAUUCAUGGCGUAUGGGUAAACAAAGCAAAAGAGGUACUACAAAAAGCUUAAUAUCAUCCCCUCUGCAUCCUAAAUAGGCCGUAAGAAAAUCCUAAAACUCCACACUUACCAAGCAUUUUGGUAUUUGUGUAAUGUGAUGAAAGCCUUGUGGUGGUCCGUAAUGGUUAUGUUUGGUAAUAAAGACUGUGUUUUUUAACGAUCCAACAUUGUCUUUUGCUGUUAUUCAAUCAAGAAACAGUGCAACGAGGGAAAUAACCUAGUGAUUUAAAAAUAUGAAAAAAUCAGUUCUAAGAUAGAGAAAUAUUCUUGUAAAGGUUUGACUCGGGUGGUGUAGUGUGUCGUAUUAGCAGAUAAAAAUCAAGAAGUUUAAGAAAAUAAUAACUUGUAUUAAGAUGGUAUAGUAAAAUCAAUUGAAUAUCCAAAUUUGUAUUUUCAAUUAUAUUUUAACCGAAUUUGGGUUUUCAAGUAGAUUUUUAAGAAAACAGAAAGGAAAUAAUAAGUAUUAAGAUGGUUUAGGAAAAUCAAUUGAAUAUUCUACGCGUUUUUAGUAGAGAGUAAGAAGAUCAAUUUUGAUUUCAUUAACUAGAUAAAGUUAAUAAAAAAUAUAUUGGAUUGUGAGUUAAACUAAUUUUAAUUUCAACAAAAAAAAAGGAAACCAGAUAAGAAACAACAAAAAGGAAAUUAAACAUGAUAGAAAAAAGGAAAUAGUGAACAAGAUCGCUCUGGAUUACAAAACAAAAUAGAAAUCACCGACUUACACUAUCUUUCUUAUAAAUAGAGAGAGUGUCAGACUCUCGAUAUCAUUGAUUCGAUUUCUUAUUUCUCAACCACAACAAAAGAAAAACAGAACUCGAAGCAAAAACCUAAAAGAAUAUGGAGAAGAUGAUGAUUAGAGACAGAG
Thlaspi arvense is the source of this 3207-nucleotide messenger RNA. The record is from the annotation of a GenBank genome assembly. NCBI's taxonomy places the organism in Eukaryota, Viridiplantae, Streptophyta, Magnoliopsida, Brassicales, Brassicaceae.